AUGCGUCAACGACCAAUUACCGACUUUUUCAUGGCUGACGGAGCUACAGCGCCAGUUGCGGACGCACCGGAAGCACCACCCGUCCCGGUCAGUGGUGGACUGAUGCGCGGCGAGGACUUCAUCGAGGAGCCUGUUCAAGCUAUAGACGACACUCCAUUCGACCCCGAAGUAUUGCACCGUUUCAGAAUUCGCGCAGACCAGUGGACCAACCUACGGCGGACUGGACCUUGCGCCGAAGAAAAGCAGCGAUCUCUGGGAAACGCGCCCAAAGAAUGUGCCUGGUGUUUCACUUCGUGCAUGCACGGGUUGUACGCCUGCAAAGGAUGCAUCUUGAUUGCGCACGAGCGCCGCCCAGACCACGGGUUUGUCGAUGUUUGGAACAACCGCCGUUGGACACAGCUGGUCCCCAUUUCGGAGUUGGGAUACGUGUACCAAGUUGGCCACAUCAGCGCUACAAUGACGGACGAGUGUCCCAACCCGUCUCCCGAAACCACGGUUUCGAUGCUUCGUCGAGGUCGUCGGCGGAAGGACGACUUGCUCGGGGAUAUCCAGGACGACAAUCUUCCGAAUGCGACGACAACGUUCCUGGGGGAUGAACAAAUUCACAUUUCAGCGGAUGGAGCACGAGUCUUCACCGAUGUUGUCAACAGGGUCAAAAGAAAGCGCCCUCGUUUGGACGCGGAAGAGCUUCAAGAGCCUGACGAUCGCCUUUCUGGGUGGACUCCGAUGGGUGUUGGCGAUGAGGACGUCCGCGCGCUCGCACUCACAGUCUCAUCAUAUGAGACCGAGCCCGACAUGGAAGACGUGGGGUCUCAAAAUACGAGCGAGAAGGCCAAACGACGUCACUAUGCUAGUUCAGAUGAUCCCAUGUCUGUCUGGUUACCGCACGCGUCAACGUUCCUCGAUGAGCUAGUCCGGCGCGAUGGGCUAGCCGACUUCGUUCACAAGCCUUGUUGCGCGCAUUGCUCAGAGUCAAGCCCCGAAUCCCGGAUGUUUCGAUGUCGUCAUUGUGGGGACUACCUACAAUGCCAGUCUUGCACUGUCCGUGCCCACCAGACACGUCCAUUGCACGUCGUCGAGGAAUGGAACGGCCGGUUUUGGUGCCGGACAAACCUUUAUUCGGUGCUGCCCAAUUUCGAUGGCCAGAUUGGCCUUGGUUUGAUCUUCCAGGUCGGGCACCACGGACUUCCGUGCCCAAACCCCAGUGUGACGAAGCGCAUGGUGGUUAUUGACGUGCGGGGAGUGUUCACUCUUCGCGUGCGCACCUGCAAUUGUGAGCUGGGUCAAAGACGGAAUGUCCUACGGCAGCUGCUCGCUCACGGUUGGUAUCCUGCCACCACGACAGACCCAGAGACAUGCGCCACGCUAGAGGCUCUGGAACUCUUUCGACUCUUGCAAGUCGUCGGCAACAUCAAUGUCAAUGAUUUUGUCGGCUCGAUUGAAAGGUUGACGGAUGCGACCCGACUUGAGGCGACUCCGGAUCGUUACAAGGCGUUUUUUCGCAUGCAUCGUCAAUACACUUACCUGAUUCGGGCGAAACGGGCCGGGCGAGCACAUGACCCAGGCGGCCUUGCGGAAACCGCGACGGGGGAGUUGGCCGUGUCCUGUUGGGCAUGUCCUCAACCGGGGCGAAACCUACCGGAAGGUUGGAAACGAGUCGAUCGCUCGCAACGUUUCCUCUACAAGCUCAUCUUGGCAGUCGACGCGAACUUCCGACUGAAGAACCGCAUUCGAGCAAAUGAGCGUCAAGAUCCUGCCUUAGCGAAAGGCAAGGGGUAUUUUGUCCAGUCCGAGGCCUACAAGCGGCAUCUGCGUGAAUACGUGGCUGAGAAGGAGGUUCACAGCUGCGCCGCCUUCGCGGCCCUCAUCCAACAAGACACCAAAGUGACGACAGGCUUGAGGGUGUCGGGGGUAGGCGGUGUAGUGUGCGCUCGACACGGGCUCGUCCGGAAGCAGGGAAUGUGCGAUCUGCAGAAAGGCGAAAGAUACGCUAAUAUUGAUUACGUUGUCAUGGCCACGCUGCAAGGCGAGAAGGUCAUCAACGUGACCAUCAGCUACGACAUUGCCUGCCAUUGGCAGGUUCUCUUACCUGCCCGAGGUGAACGAAUCCGACAACGCGGCGAUCUCACGACGGACCUCUCCAAGUACAAGAUGCAGUUUGCCUUACCCUUACCGCAUGGAGUUGGGAAAACAGACGGAGAAGGCAUUGAACGAACUUGGUCGCUACUGAAUCCUAGUGCUUGGGCGACGAAGGAGAUGGGGGAAGGAGCUCGCCACGACACCUUGGAAGAUAAGAUUGACCAUCUCAAUUUCGAGAAGAACAUCGGGCAAGGGAGAAUCCUCAUGCGAAAGCUAAUCGUCGCUCUGGCAGAGCGGCGCACACAGGAGGAAGAAUUCGAAGAGAUGACUGAGAGCAUAUCAGAGGAGAAGGUUAAGGUCUGGGAGAGAAUGGUCAUCGACUGGGAGAAGGACCACCGAGAGCCGAACCCUUUCUUAAUCAUUGGGGGGAAAGAAGCGGGACCAUCCGAACGGGAGGUGAUGCAGCAACUGAAAGCAGCAGAAGUCGAGGAUGCACGCGCUGGUCGAGCACCAUUGGUUCCCGAGGGAAAGAUGACCGCCGCUGGUUUUGUCAAAGCUGGCCUUCAGCUCGAGGAAUCCCAACGUCGCAUCUUGGCAGAACUGAAGGCCAAGACACUCAUCUCCGCGGACCGCUCGAGUGCAAUCCAGGAACAGCGAUUUUCAUUGCACAAGCGAUUCAAGACAUUCCACGACCUACAACUGACUUACAUGCCUGGCGUAGAAGAUAUCCGGGCGAGCGACGAUGAAAAACGGAAUCCAGACGAACCUCCUCCCAAAGCAGAACAUCUCAAAAUCUAUCUGCCUUCCGAAUUGUCACCCGAUGAUCGCCGGCGCUAUUGUGGACGUGGGGUCGCUGAUGCAGAAACGAAAUUACGGUUGGGACAAUGUGCGGAUGCAUUGAUGUCGCUGAGAGGCUGCUUAUACACCAAGACCCACGUCAUCUAUUGGCGUAAUUCGAAUUCUGUGGCGCAAAAAGGAGCAACCCGGUCUGCGACGUUGUUGGAGCGCAUUGGGGAGCGUAUUGCGAGAGCGGCGUUGAAGUAUCGGAAGGCUUAUGAUGCCUUGGUCGCCUUGAAAGGCCAAGGCUUCUCCUCUGAGUUCCGGAAACUCGAGGACGCCGAUAUCAACGGGCGCGCAGGUGUCGAGAAUGACAUCUCCUCUGUCAAGAAACUACGCGCGGCGGAGUCUGCCCGGGCAUCGCGAAACGAGCCGACUCAAACUGCAAUCGAAGCGCGGGUCUCGUGGAUUUGGGGCAUCGCAGGGGGCACCGACAGAACAGAAUUGCAUGAUUCCGUGCGGGUUGACUGGACCAAGGCAAGGGCGCGGCGAGACAGAUGGCGCGAAGAAGUGGCGUUGAUACGCGAGGAGAUGAAGCGCGUGUUACGCUGCUUGGCGACAAUACAGAAGGAAUGGGAUGAGCGCGCAGGGGCAAGGGAUGAGGAAGACGUGGCAUUGUCCAGCGGCCUGCGUGCUUAUGCGCUACGCCAGUGCGCUAUGCACAAAAGGGUCGGAGAAGCUUUUUAUGAGAGCUGGAACAAAUCUGCGGCGAACGCGAGGGAACUGAUCGACGUACCAUUGCUUCGGGAUUUGCUGGCAGGAACGGCGGUGGAGCAGGUUGGCUGCGAAGCGGAUGAGCAGCGGGAGGUUAACGAUGUUGGUGACGCACAGGGAGAGUGUGGCCGCGCCAGACCCAGCAGCGACCGCGCCGCAGCGGGUCACACGCUGGCGCACGAAGCUCCAAGAGGCCUCCACAACCACAACCGCCACGACCACCUCGACGAGCACGAGAAGCUCAUGCUGAAUGCGCUCCGCGACCCAGGGAGAGCUGGACCCACGCGGCUUCAGCCAUGA
Messenger RNA from Mycena indigotica, 3930 nucleotides. Its product is annotated as CxC2 domain-containing protein. The record is from RefSeq and is a predicted model, not a curated record. The transcript has 16 exons. NCBI's taxonomy places the organism in Eukaryota, Fungi, Basidiomycota, Agaricomycetes, Agaricales, Mycenaceae. Bases 1 to 3930 code for a protein of 1309 amino acids.